Perca fluviatilis (European perch) is the source of this 6907-nucleotide messenger RNA. It is a transcript of the gene ppip5k1b, whose product is annotated as diphosphoinositol pentakisphosphate kinase 1b. The record is from RefSeq and is a predicted model, not a curated record. Gene Ontology annotation, biological process: inositol phosphate biosynthetic process; inositol metabolic process. Lineage: Eukaryota; Metazoa; Chordata; Actinopteri; Perciformes; Percidae. Gene Ontology annotation, molecular function: 5-diphosphoinositol pentakisphosphate 1-kinase activity; inositol hexakisphosphate kinase activity; diphosphoinositol pentakisphosphate kinase activity. Gene Ontology annotation, cellular component: cytosol. The coding region runs from base 594 to 4532 and encodes 1312 amino acids. The transcript has 34 exons.
UAUGGCUAGCAGCCUAGCAGCAGCAGCAGCAGCAGCAGCAGCAAUGACCGGGCGUGAACUUAGCCUGUAGUUGCCUCACAACUUUACUGAGAGUAGAAAACUAAACUCAGGCGGCUGCAGCUUCCCUUCAGUCAGGGGAAAUAAGGAAGUGAACAGCUGACUGAAUUCCAGUUGUUUCUUCGCCGGGCAAGCAAAAUGGUGCACCGAUGUUGACCCUGGAGUUUCCUGUGUGAAGAACUGGGUCAUGUUAUCUCUCAGAGCCAGACCUCCUCUGUCCUGACACAAGGAGUUUUGCAACCAGGAUCUUGACUUUCUACCUCAACAUACGUGGAGUCCAUUCCCUGUGUUCUACCUCUUAGGACAUCCACGGCUCUUUUUCUACCUCAACAAAUACUGUCCGCACACAGAAGCACGUAGCUGUUAUCAGCCAGCUCAGAAACACCAACAUACCCUUCACUCUAUCACCAGGCUCUCAGGCGCCAGUCAUCUAGCGACGUCGUAACAAAGUACACUGGGAUUCUUCCUGCUUGGCUGUCAUAAUCGCUAUCUAGGGAGGAGCCACGCGAAGCAGCCAUGUUUCACAGGGGAUUGUGAUGUCCGAGACCUGCGACAGACCAGGAGCAGGACCGGGACUAGGGGAAGGACAGGGGCGGGGUGACAUAAAUGUUCCUAGGUUUGUGGUUGGCUGUGGGGAUGACGAGCAGGACAUGGGCCAAAUGGAGGCAGGCAUGAGGAAUGAGAUGUAUCGAGAAGAGGAAAUGGAGGGCGACGAAGAUGAGUCGCCACCAGAGCGGCAGAUUGUGGUCGGCAUAUGCGCCAUGAUGAAGAAGUCCAAAUCCAAGCCCAUGACUGAGAUCCUGGAGCGCCUUUGUAAGUUUGACUACAUCUGUAUGGUCAUCUUUCCAGAGGAGGUGAUCCUAGAGGAACCUGUCGAGAAAUGGCCCCUCUGCGACUGCCUCAUCUCCUUCCACUCCAAAGGUUUCCCUUUGGACAAAGCUGUGGAGUAUGCCAAGCUCAGGAAUCCACUGCUCAUCAAUGACCUCAACAUGCAGUAUUUCAUACAGGACAGGAGGGAAGUGUACCGGAUCUUACAGGAAGAAGGCAUUGACCUGCCUCGUUAUGCUGUGUUAAACCGAGACCCCGACAAUCCUGAGGAGUGUAACCUGGUGGAAGCGGAGGACCAUGUUGAGGUAAACGGGGAGGUGUUCCCUAAACCCUUCGUGGAGAAACCUGUGUGUGCCGAGGACCACAAUGUGUACAUCUAUUACCCAACGUCUGCUGGAGGGGGCAGCCAGAGACUCUUCAGAAAGAUAGGGAGUCGUAGCAGUGUGUACUCCCCAGAAAGCAGCGUACGAAAGACUGGAUCCUACAUCUACGAGGAGUUCAUGCCCACAGAUGGUACUGAUGUCAAGGUUUACACAGUGGGUCCAGACUACGCCCACGCGGAGGCCCGGAAAUCUCCUGCACUGGACGGAAAGGUAGAGAGGGACAGUGAGGGGAAGGAGAUCCGCUACCCCGUCAUGCUGACCGCCAUGGAGAAACUGGUGGCCCGCAAGGUCUGCCUGGCCUUUAAGCAAACAGUGUGUGGGUUCGACCUGCUCAGAGCCAACGGCCACUCCUACGUUUGUGACGUUAACGGCUUCAGCUUCGUCAAAAACUCCAUGAAGUACUACGACGACUGUGCCAAAGUCCUGGGCAACAUGGUGAUGAGGGAGUUGGCCCCCCAGUUCCACAUCCCCUGGUCCAUCCCCAUGGAAGCUGAAGACAUCCCAAUCGUCCCAACAACCUCAGGAACCAUGAUGGAGCUGCGCUGUGUUAUUGCCAUUAUCCGCCAUGGAGAUCGCACACCAAAGCAAAAGAUGAAAAUGGAGGUCCGACAUCCUCUAUUCUUUGAGUUAUUUGAGAAGUACGGAGGCUACAAGUCAGGAAAACUAAAACUGAAGAAGCCAAAACAGCUACAAGAAGUGCUGGAUAUUGCCCGCCUGCUGCUGGUUGAACUGGUCGAGCACAACGACUGUGAGAUCGAGGAGAAGAAAUCUAAACUGGAGCAACUCAAGACGGUCUUGGAGAUCAGUCACCCACUCUCAUCAAAACUAGCUUCAUCUUUCAACACUCGACAAAGGGAAUCCAGCUUGAAUGACACUCAGUACGGUCAUUUCUCAGGCAUCAACAGGAAAGUUCAGCUGACCUACCUGCGUAACGGCCAACCUAAAGCAUCCAGCGAAGAAGAAGAUUCUAAGAAGGACGGCCCAUCUCUGCUGCUGGUGUUGAAGUGGGGCGGGGAGCUGACGCCUGCAGGCCGGGUUCAGGCUGAGGAGCUGGGCAGGGCCUUUCGCUGCAUGUACCCUGGAGGUCAAGCCGGUAACCGCCGGUCCCGUGGCUGUGAGUCCCCUGACUUUGGUGACUACGCUGGGUUUCCAGGCUGUGGCCUCCUGCGCCUGCACAGCACUUACCGCCACGACCUGAAGAUCUACGCCUCUGACGAAGGCAGGGUGCAGAUGACAGCCGCUGCUUUCGCGAAGGGUCUGCUGGCUCUAGAAGGGGAGUUGACUCCGAUCCUGGUUCAGAUGGUGAAGAGUGCCAACAUGAACGGACUGCUGGACAGCGACAGCGACUCUCUGACUGACUGCCAACAGAAGGUGAAGGCAAGGCUGCAUGAAAUCAUGCAGAAGGGCCAGGAGUUUACACAGGACGACUAUCAGAAGUUGGCACCAACUGGCAGCCCAUCGCUGGUGAACUCAAUGAAGGUCAUACAGGAUCCAGUCAAAACCUGUGAUAAGGUGUACGCCCUCAUCCAGAGUCUCAAUUCACAGAUCCGUAAGAGACUGGAAGACCCCAAGUCUGCAGACCUUCAGCUUUACCACAGCGAGACGUUGGAGCUGAUGCUGCAGCGCUGGUCCAAACUGGAGAGAGACUUUCGCAUGAAGAACGGCCGCUACGACAUCAGCAAGAUCCCGGACAUCUACGACUGUAUCAAAUACGACUCGCAGCACAACGCCUCACUUGGACUGGAGGACACGCUGGAGCUGUUCAGACUGUCCCGCGCCCUGGCUGACAUAGUCAUACCACAGGAGUACGGCAUCACCAAAGACGAGAAACUGGACAUCGCUCAGGCUUACUGUGUUCCUUUGAUGAAAAAAAUCCAGCUGGACCUGCAGAGGACCCAUGAGGAUGAGGCUGUUAACAAGCUGCACCCUCUGUAUUCUCGUGGCGUAAUGUCUCCUGGCCGUCAUGUCCGCACACGGCUAUACUUCACCAGUGAGAGCCACGUCCACUCCCUGCUCAGCGUCUUCCGAUAUGGAGGACUGCUGGAUGAUGAGAAGGACCAGCAGUGGAAACAGGCCAUGGACUACCUGAGUGCUGUAAAUGAACUCAACUACAUGACACAGAUAGUCAUUAUGCUGUAUGAAGACAACAAUAAGGAGCCCUCCUCAGAGGAGCGUUUCCAUGUCGAGCUUCACUUCAGUCCAGGAGUCAAAGGGUGUGAAGAUGAGGAGAAUGUACCUCUUGGCUUCGGCUUCCGCCCAGCCUCCUCAGAGAAUCAAGACAAAAAGCCCAAUCAGGGAAGUAUGGAGGACCUUUCCCAGGACCAGCCAGACCAGGCACUUCCCCUCUCUGAGCCAAUCAACAUCCAGCGAAGGUCCCCUAUGAUCCGCAACCGCAAGACGGGCUCCAUGGAGGUCCUCUCUGAAACCUCUCCCACCCAGUCCUCCAAAGGCUGCACAUCUCACCGACUCUUCCCCUCGUGUUCGCGCCAGUCUCCUGAGAUCAAACCGGCCAGUGGCCUAGGGUCGCUCUGCUCUGGCCUCUUCAGUGCCUCCGCCCUUGGGGUGUCCUGUAGCGCCCCCAACCUGCGAGACUACGUACGCACCCACCACCACCUCCACCGAAAACCACCUCUGUCCCCCGGCAGUCUGCCGUGCCAGAUUAGCAUGUUUGAGCUGUUCUCUAUGCCACCAGUAAAGAGAUUUUCUGUGUCGUUUGCCAGGCAUCCGACUAAUGAGCCCUCAGACGAGCUCCAUGUAGUCCAGCUGCUGGGGGGGCUUCCCGCUGAGCCGGCCCUGCUGGGGUUUGCCCCUCUGGCUGUGGACGGGGCCAUAGCCCACCACCUGUGCCACUGUCCCUACCACCGCCCCCUCUUCAAGAGCUGGCUGAUGACUGGUCAGGAGCUCCCAGAAUCCCUCCACGGGUUUGAAGGCUGCUCCAUGGUGCCCUCUAUCUACCCACUGGAGACACUGCACAACUCGCUCUCACUGAAGCAGGUGGACGAAUUCCUCAACACGGUGUGUGCGAGCAGCAGCGAGGCCCACGCCAAAACCAUGAAAGCGCUGUCCAGCCUGUUUGACUCUCAGAGCCAGACGUCUCUCUACAGCCCUCAGCCGCCGCUGUCCUCCUCUGGAUCUGAAGCAUCUCUUCGGCCACCAAGCCAGCCUCUAUGGCAUGGCAGUAUCCCCUCCAGUGCUGUAUCCAGUGCAGGCCCCUCCUCCCCCAUCACAGAGAGCUCCGGCCUGAACUUCAGCUUCAGUGAGUAAACUCUCUGUCUGGAAAAAAAAACACAAGGACUUCUGGGUAUCUAAGGGCACGAUCUGAAGACCUUGGUUUGUCCGUCUCUCCGGGCUUUAUUCAGCUUUUCCUCUGUCCUGCUCACAUUCACACAAACACUGGAGAGCUGCUGAUUCUGGGGAGAGGCCACUCUUGUGUAUUACAAACACUCAGACUGUAAAUAUAACCACUCAGACUGUACAUGGACUCUUCAGCUGCACACAUGUGAUCACCACACCUUUCCUGCCCCGUGAAUAAGAGAAGAACACUGGACCUUCAACAGUUUAACCUCGCAUCCUCCUCUUCGGUUUGUCGACACAUUCAUGAAACCAGCUCCGACUGUGUAGCAGUGCAUCACGCCGACAGUCAGAGCAGUUGUGCCUUUAGUUUAAUUUGAAUGCUGCCCAUGCUUAAACAACAACGUGCCUGUUUGUUUUUGUUGUUGUUUUUAGCCCACAUGCUGUUUUGCAAAAUUCUCACACACCAACUGCAUCAUCUCUGACCUUAGACGUGCACGACUGAAAUGCAUUACAGACUGUGAGUCAAAGUGUCGACCAUAAUUCUUUUGAAAUAUUUUUUUCUUCUUCUCUACUGUUGUGCUGCAACCAAUGUGGCUAGUCAUUCACAUCCCACCCUGAAACAAGACAGGCUGUUGUUUUUGAAAUCCAGGUAAAAUGUACUAACAUUUGAACCAGUAGGCAAUUUGAGGUGGGGGGGGUGCCAUUCUCCUUGUUGGCCUGCAAUCCCCUCUCUCUCCCUCCCCCUAGUAGCAGAGAGUGCAGGGGCAGAGUGGUGGUGUAAACAAAUACAGAACCAAGAGUUGUUACGAACCCUGUUAAAAAUGUAAAAAUGGCCUACUGAUUUGAACACUUUGACCUACAGUUUGUUUCAGCUACAAAUGUCUGCACAUCGGCUGAAAGUUAAAGCUUAAAUAAGUCGUCCCGUAUUCCCUUUUAUUGCUGAGAGUUUGGGUAAGAUGCUCCACACCACUCUCACAUCUGUCCGUUAAAUAUGAGGCUACAGCCAGCAGCAGGUUAGCCUAGCUUAGCACAAAGACAGGAAACAGGGGAAAACAUGCAGCCUGGUUCUGUCCAAAGGUAACAAAUGGGCACCUGUAAUUAACACGCUUUAUCUUGUUUGUCUAAUUCAUACAAAAACUAAAGUGUAAAAACAACAACCCACUGUAAAACCACAGAUUGUGUGCCCGACUAUUUCUUGGCUGGGUGCUAUAUAUCUUCACAAAUUUCCAUUUGUACACUAUGGCUUUUGUUUGAAUUGAACAAACGGGAUACAUAUAUGAAGUGUUAAUUAUUGAGAUUUAGAUGUGUCCGUAAGUAGAUUUUGUUAUCAUUUGACAGGCUAGCUUUGUUUCGGUUUCCAUUAUUUGUGCUAAACUGACUGCUGCUGGAUUUAGCUUCAAAAUGUCAAUCUAUUCCUUUAAGACUAUGUAAACAUUAGAAACCUAAGGAUUGGAACUUAUUCUGGGGGGGUUUUGAAUUUAAGUUCAACUAUUUUACAAAAGGGGCAGGUGCAGAUCAAAAAUGAGAUUAUAAACUAAUUCUCAAGAAUCUAGAGAGGUAUGUGUUGUCAUUUCCAUGCUUGGUACCUGCUACAUUAAAGGUCUUUUUUGUUCACAGGAGUUUUAGUUUACGUCAUACUUUAAAAUACAGGUGUUUGUGUCAUGUAAAACUCGAGCCAGCUUUAUCAAACUGUUUAUCUUUUCAAUUAUCGCCUGCUGUUAAAUGGAAACACAAUUGAUGUGUAAAUGUGCCUUUAAAUAUAUAUUUAAUACAGUAUUGUAGACACUGUGGGUUUCCUGCUGUAUUUUAAUUUUGUUCCCAUUUUGGGGGGGGGGGGUGUUACAAAUCCAAAAUGAUUGAGAAAAUCUGUGGUGUAGUUUUAUUUUAUAAUUAAAGGGAAGAACCACUUGAUUAGGUAAAUAUUCUAAAUGUACUUCUACAUAAUGAAAACUAUGUGCGUUUUCCCAGUUGAUGUCACUGCAAAUAAUGUGUAUCUUUAUUUAAAAAAUAAUCAAAUGACUGUUUCCAAUGAAUGAAUGAGUGAUACUCAGGUAGACAUGAAUCUACAGAUGUAAACUGGUUUUAUAUUUUGAAAAUGAGUACAUUUAGUGAAUUUACUUCAAACUCCAAAGAAAUACUUGUAUUACUUUGACCAAAACGUGUAGGGUAAGCUCUAUCAUAAAACAAUGACAUGCAGUUUUAUUAUAGUAGAGCUCCAGGAUGAUUGGGCAUUAUGUUCAGACAGUACUGUCUGCAACACCAAAGUAUUACACAUUUCAAACUGGUUAAAUUGAAAAUGAACUGAGUCCCAUAACCUGGAAACAUCUGCUGCAGAAAAACAUAUA